Varroa destructor (honeybee mite) is the source of this 6926-nucleotide messenger RNA. RefSeq names its product cationic amino acid transporter 4-like. Gene Ontology annotation, cellular component: plasma membrane. NCBI's taxonomy places the organism in Eukaryota, Metazoa, Arthropoda, Arachnida, Mesostigmata, Varroidae. Gene Ontology annotation, biological process: amino acid transport; transmembrane transport. The record is from RefSeq and is a predicted model, not a curated record. Gene Ontology annotation, molecular function: amino acid transmembrane transporter activity.
CAGACCUCGAAAUCGCCUAUAAAGCGCGCUCCUCUUUCCAUCGUUUCUGGAGGUAAUCAUCCCUCUCAAUAACGCAGCCAAGCGCCCACAGAAUCAGCCCAGUUUGAGCGACACUACAACAAUUACGGGAAUACAGCUAACACUCGUGGCCGACCCGAAAACAGCAGGGCCAACUAGAGCUGAGCUAGCGCCGUCGUUCGAGUGGGAAAACCUGCCACCUAAAAGCGACAGCUGUGCUUACCCGUGUCAACAUCCAACGUCGGUUCGUAUCGACGCAGACUGCGACUGCCCACAACUGUUUUGUCGAUUAUCCGUGCACAUCCAUCCACUGCAGAGCAACUCAGCUCUCUGAACACGCGCCGUCUCAUCUCUCGUUGUCCGCAACAGCGCGCCUAUGCGCCAGAACACAGGCCAACAGGCCGGUUACUGCGUUGUACUGUUGCUCUCAGUCGCUUGGAACUGAUCUGGCAGAUGCAUCGGAGUCGCGCACCUGACAGGUUUGUGACAAUCUGCAAAAGACGCCAACCCACACUGCCAAGACAGCCGUUAAUUAUUUGUUCGUAUAUUUUCUACAAGAUUCAGGCUACUCUGCGAAAUACUUGAAUAGAAUCCGCGCAGGCAAACAUCCCCUCAAUGCUAACAUAGCCAUAGGUGCGUGCAGUAGGAUCGUUCUACUGCAUAGUGUUAUCUACGUUUACGGUCCAAGUAACGUAAAGAUUCCCGCUGAUUUCGAGUGUGCUACGAACGCUAGGCACCACCCUUGCUUCAGAUCCACGGUCAGCUUAAUCUCGUCGUGUAUCGUGGUGGUACCAAAAUUUGAAUUUUUUGGCCCGGCAGUUAGUUCCCUUGCAGAGAGCAACCGUCGCGUUUAUUGUUAGCUAUAUGAGUAGAGCCUGUGAGAAUAAACAAAGAAAUAAUUGUAAAAACGACGCUACACUAAUGACAGAUGAGGUGGACAACUUUCAAAAGUACUGAGCAUUAACCUACGUUUCAAGGCGUUCGUAAAUUUAGACAAUCACUAAAUCCUUAGAAUCUUACAAUCUAGUACCCAUGGACUAGCUUUACAGACCGCUAAGAGGACUAGGCUUGAGAAGAUUCACAAGACGGAGACGCCAAGCGUCUAGCAGGGAUGGGCAAAGCCAGGGUAGGGUAACGGCGUUAAGAAGCCAAGAACCUAAAAAGAAGAUCAUAUCAAAUAAAGAGAUACCGAGUCUGGCCCGACUAUUUCUCGUUCAGUGGUUAGUAGAUCUAUAACAGAUAGUUGACACCACAGUUGAAACCCCGUCGGUGACCAGCUGUCAGAAUCUAACGUGCGUGCUCCAAGAAGGCGGCUUGCGCGUCAUUACCACAACCCAAGCUUCGUACGUGAGACUCCGAAGCCGUCGCUGCCUAUAAGGCGAGGCUGCACUCGUGCUACUACUGCUGCUGUGGCGUUGUGGAUGUGGUCAGUGGCUGAGCAAGCGUUAUUAACCGCAUCUUGCCGUAAUCUCUAUCGUGCCACCUAGACGACGAUUUUUACCGACCAAACAUUUUUGCAAAUGUUCUCACUGGAUCUUCACAUUUAAUCUCCUGAUGAUGGAACCACACCAUCGUCACUGACAGCCACACGAAACAAACUACUAUACAAGGAGUUCGCAAGACGAAUCUGUUAUAGUGAAAACGAUAACGGGAGUCUUCCCGGUCGCGGUAAUCUUUCGCUGAAAACUCAACGUCUACAACGAGUUUUUCAGGCAUACCGCCAUUCUCUCUCGGUCUCGGAGUCCCCUGAAAUUUGUCCAUUGAAAUCAAGCAACGUAAACCCGCCACAAUGAUGUCGACGUUUAUUGCUAAGCUCACACGUAAAAAGCAUAUGGAAGAGGACCAUAUGGUAACGAACCUAAAACGAUGUCUUAGUACGCUCGAUAUCACCUUACUGGGAAUUGGCCAUAUGAUGGGUUCAGGGAUCUACGUGCUAACACCCAGUGUUGCUCGACAAACUGCCGGUCCAGCAAUUAUUAUAUCGUAUCUUAUCGCCGGCGUAGCAAGUCUAUUAGCAGCACUUGCCUACGCAGAGUUCGGUGUGAAAUUUCCUCGUGCAGGAUCGGCUUAUUCGUACUCCUACUUCAGCGUUGGUGAAUUUUGGGCCUUUUUCGUCGGCUGGAACGUUCUCCUUGAAAAUGUCAUCGGUAUUUCGGCUGUUGCACGUGCGUGCAGUGACUACAUCGACAACCUGUGCGGCGGCGUAAUUCGUCAAUGGUUAAUCGAGAACAUCGGCAAAAUGGGCGGAUAUCUACUUUCCGAGCAUCCAGAUUUUCUCGCAUUCGUCGUUAUUGUCUUAUACGUUGUGUUCAUGUCCAUUGGCGUACAGGCAACAUCGUGGCUAAACAACAUACUCUGCAUCAUUAAUAUUGCCGUACUUCUCGUCAUUAUCUGUGUGGGAGGAUAUUUCGCCGAUAUUAACAACUGGACAAAUCCUACAACCCGUGGCUUCAUGCCCUUCAAAAUGAGUGGGGUGCUUAGUGCAUCGGCGACGUGCUUUUUCGCCUACGUUGGCUUCGACGCCAUUGCUGCCGCCGGCGAGGAGGCUAGAAAUCCCCAAAGAUCACUACCAGUAGCCACGUUUUGUUCAAUGGGACUGGUAACGGUUUUGUACAUCGCUGUAUCGGCAACGCUUACUCUCAUGGUAAAUUACACGGAGAUUUCGUCGCGUUCUGGUUUGCCGGCCGCUCUCGCCGCUAAAGGCGUUGUGUGGGCGGAGAUUCUUGUCACGAUUGGCGCCUUGGCCGGAAUGUCGACGGUGCUUAUCGGAACCCUCUAUGCGCUUACUCGAAUAGCGUACGCUAUGGCGGACGACGGCCUUAUUCAUGGGAUCUUUGGCAAGGUGGCUGCCAAGAGUCAGAUCCCUCUGAUAUCAAUGUACGUAUUCUCUCUUCUGGCCGCUAUCCUUGCUGUCAUUCUGGACAUCGAUACACUGGUCGAAAUGAUGUCGAUUGGCACGCUCUCGGCCUACCUUAUUGUGUCAGGCGGCGUUAUCAUUUUCCGCUACAGACCCAACCAGAUUACCAAGGUGGCUCACGAGUUGAAACCGAUUGGAAACGACAAUGGCAUCUUGGCUCCUAUAAGACUAAAUAAUGGCGUUCGUGCGGAUGCGUAUGAUCCCACCGGCCAGCAAUUAAAGCCUUGGGCUGAAAGGUUUCGCCCCUACUUUCCGAGCAACUGCCAACAGCAGAUGCUCGUCUCGUCCUGCGUAUUCGUGAUCGCGGCCAGUGCAUUUGCCGUUGGUUUUUUCACGAGGUACCGUGAGGCCAACCUCGCAGAAUGGCACUCGAUCGUUUUUAUGGUAGUUCUUAUCUCGCUCGGCGUCAUAGCUUUCUUUGUUAUCGUUGCCCAUGAACAAUGCGAAGAGCCACAGAAAUACAAGAUGCCAUGGGUACCUUUUCUUCCUGUAAGCUCUAUCGUAAUUAACGCGACCCUAAUGACCACACUGCAGCCACUCACCUGGGGUCGACUUGCAAUUUGGCUUGCCAUUGGUUUGACGGGCUACUUCGGAUAUGGCCUUCGGCACAGCAAACUCAAUUAGGGCUUUCAGCACACGACCUGAUCGAACAUCCAAGUUCGAGAUCGUCAGUAGAUGGGCUCGACUUCUCCUCAGAUCCGCUAGGUGUGGCGUUCAACAUAAAAAUAAUCACAUUGAAAGUAUUUAUUAUGGCUGGGAAACGAAUAUCAGCAAACUCUGGGGCGGCCAUUGAACAUGAUGUGUAAAGUUAUCCGGUCAAUUGAAGGCUCAAAGAAGCGAACGAAGCAGAGCCAAGACAGCGCGUCAUGAACGCGGUGAAAUUCUCUAGGUACAGACCGCAUAGGUUAAGAGGAUACUUCUUGAUUAGUUAGCAGGUUCUACGCGAGAUAGAUAACAGUUAUCGAUGCUGUCGAACGAAACGAAAUACAACCAUGUGUUUUUUUUUAAGAUUAUUUGACAUCCAAUAGUGCCGUUGAUGUUUGUAUCAUUUGCUUAAUCUGUGUUUUUAUCGGUUUUAUCAACUAGACUAAGGAUGGCACCUAUCAAAAUGUAGCGUGACGCAGAAGCGUUUGAUGCGAGACACGCGUUUAUCGGACUCUCCUCUCUAUGAAUUUCAUAUAUACUAAUCACCUAUAAAAGAUUUACACACAGUGGCCUGUACAUUUUAAUACACGUUCUAGUUUGACGAGUUGGUCGAAGUUGAAAAGUUUUAAUUUUACCUUUACUUGAUCAGUUUUUUGUUAGAUGGUUUGCUGCUUAAUUGUCUGCCUAAUGCCAGUAAGAUAUUCUAUAGAAUCGCAUCUUCUCAGCGAUGAAGCUUUUCGCAUAUAGGCCUAAUAGCCGCAUAAACUGACUCAAUCAUUUGUCAUCACGUGAGAUUCUAUCAAAGACAGAAUGAUUUUUUCUGUGUUUUGCGUACGAUACUUCAGCCGUUGGGCAUUACUUUAGACGGUUAGCCCCUAGCAUGAAACGAAGUGUGUCUAUGCUCGGAUAGGAAGCUAGCGCGUGUCCCUACAUUUAGCAAACACACACAUAUUAGUCAGCGCGCUAUCGUAGCGAGAAAAAGCUGAAGUAGUAAAAAAACAAAACUGUAUGAAGAACGUAUUGAACAAUCAACUGCAUGGAACUGUUCAACUUAACAUAAAAUGUUGCUAAGCUAAAAAAUGAAUAACCAUUUUUAAGUUUUUCAGUCGAAGAAAUAGAGUAAAGAAAAUAGCUAAUUAUCAUAACGUGAUGUUAAUUUUACAUAUCUGAUAGCAAACAUUUAGCUUGCUAAGUUAAUGAAGUUAGGAACAGCUAAAUUAAUGGGACUAUUGGAAACUAUUGGCCUUUAGUAACGUCCUUGUCAGUAAUCACGUAGAAGAGAGGCUUUGGCGAUACUGAACUCGUGGAACAGCCUUACUCACUGGCUAAUCAUUUUCACUUUGCAUAUAUUGGCCAGUUUUUACGAAUUUUCUUGAGUGGAUAGAAGUGCUGAGAAUAUGGCCGAAAGAAAUUUUAAUGGCACGAAAUUAUUUCGAAAUAAUUACGGCAUAGGGCCUCCAAGCAACGUAGAUUUCAACAGCGUCUAAAAUGAAGUUCCUUGGAUGUACUUCAACUAGUAUAACGAAUCUCGCCAGGAAAUCUCACAGGUUCAUAAGGUUUGUUUGACUGUUUUUUUUUUUUUGAGAUCCCGUGUACGUUAACGUGCAGUGUUGUAGAUUUAGGUGAAGAUGAACCUAGAGGGGAAACGAAGUGGGUGUCAGCCACGUCUAGGACUGGCAAUUCAGUUCCCUCGAUAUAUCCCUCAAUAUACAAAUAUGUAGGUCUAUAUUCUUUGACGUCUAUGUAGUAGAUAUUCAGUGUAACGAAAACGCUAUGAAGAUGUGACCAAGCUCGUCCAGGACCUGUAUAUACACACGGCUUGAUACAUAAUCACGCAAGACAUAAUGUAAAUAAACACAAAAUGCUUCAUCUAUUCAUAUCUACUAUUUUACGAGGCCAUUCAUUGAUCUAGAUUCUUGUAAGGAUAUUUUAAUACUCGAAUAGGAUCGGUGUUUUUUAUUAUUAUGUUAAGUAAAUCGACUGCUCAUAAUGAAUCUCUAAGAACUAUAUUUACAGGUUACUAUAUAUAUUCGUACAGUAACCUAGAUUAAUGAACGGCCUCGUAGAAUAGUAGAUAUGAAUAAAUAAAACAUUUUGGCUUUAUCUACAUUACGUAUAUACAUAUAUAUAACUCAAUUGCUCAAAGGCUUUGUACUAAAAGGGUCGAUUGAUUAAUAGCAAUAAACCAAACGAUUGUAAUCAACUUGUGAAGCAAUACAAGUUAAGGAUAGGAAAGACAGUUACGAAGACACGCAAAUCAGGUGCCCUGAACAAAGGUUUCGCGCUUAUUCUUGGAAGAUGUAAGAUAUCAAAUUUACACAUAAUAUAUAUAUUAUCAGGCCGUACGUCCCACAACGUUUCAAUGGUGUUCAGGGGCGACGUUCGUAUGGAAUCAACGACCUACACUAGGCACCUACAAAGCAAACGUUUGUUUAUUGAACGAACUUGACUUUUGGUUGUUGUUACAUUAUGACAUACUCUUAUACUGGUUAUAGGCUUUUAGUAUCGGUUUUUCUGCGUGGAAUAACUAUGCUGAUACAAUUAUUCUAUGGAGAUAUAAGGCAAAUAGAGUGAGAUUAAAUAAUACUCUAGUUUGUGUUUAGAUUACGCAACGCGAAGGCCGUUGUACCCUCGCAGAGUUAUAUUUACCUAAGCACAAACGAUUAUAAACGAAAAUUACAAUUUGAGCCGUUGUCUUGUUAGACGAUAUAAAAGAGAUUGUUAGUAACGAAAUGACAGGAAUAUUGCAGCUUCUAACUGGCCUUAGUUUUAAUUUUUAUGUUAAUUACACGAAAAUAUGUUCUAUCCAGUGUAUUUGUUUUGAAAGUCAUUCUAAUGGAUAGACGAUGAAGUGUGGAUAGGGCAGUUGUGUCGAAUAAUAACUUCGAACUGAAUUUCGAAAUUAGUCGUAUACCAAGAAGUUGAAAAACUCAACGAAACAUGUACGAAUCGGAACAAACGACAAAUAUUUAGUAAUAUAAACCUGUAUGCUUUAGGACAGAAGAAAGGUGCUAAAUUUUAACAGGCUAAUACGCAACAAAUUCCAGUUUUUCGGUGAUAUAGCAAACGACUGUUAUAGCAAAAUUCACGGUGUAGCCUUAACGGUAAAGCCUAGUUUCAAUAAAUGUAAUUUAAAGAAGAUAGCUGCUCUUUAGGCACACUGUGUAACAACAUUACCUUGAACCUAAUUACUAAACUUUAAAACCUUUUAAAGUGUGUUUUUAACCGAUGCAAUAGUGCCUAUUUGUCAAAUACAUCCAUGUGUACCUAGUUCAUCUUACAUCAUUAUGUAAGCUGUUUAGUACUACUGAAUACUGCAUGUCAAUAAACACCGUUUGUCAAUCUA